CACAUCAAAACUCUCAACGGUCAACCUGAUGAGCACUGGUCAGAAAUUACAAUCAUGGCUUCUUCUUCUAGAUUGCGAUUCUUUCUUUCCCUGUAUUUCUUCUACUAUUUCCAUCUUACCAUUGCUGGUAAGCCAGAAUCUCUGUACCAUGACUGUUAUGUCAACAACGGUAAAUACACCACCAAUAGUACUUACCAGGCAAACCUCAACCACCUUCUAAAUUCCCUCACCAAUACCACCCCCCUAUACAAUGGAUUUUACAGUUCCUCUUAUGGGGAAAAAUCUGACAAAGUUUAUGCAAGUGCAAUCUGCAGACCGGACAUGAAUCCGAAAAGUUGUCAAGACUGUGUAACUUUCGCCACUCGGAACCUGACACUUCUUUGUCCCAACUUUAAAAUGGCAAUCGGCGGAUACGAUGAUGGAAGCUAUACUAAUUGUAUGUUGCGUUAUGCAUUUUAUAACUAUAUUGGCGUAAUGGAAAAUGCUCCUUAUUUUUUUGUGUAUUCGCUAAGAAACAUCACGGGAAAUUUUGAUAAGUUCAAUAAAAAACGGCAGAGCUUGUUGCAGACGCUAAUAAGUGAAGCUGCAGCUCGGGGUCCUCUCAAGUAUGCUACUGGAAAAGAACCAGUUUCAGAUACUGUAACAUUAUAUGGACUUGUUCAGUGCACCCCUGACUUAACAGAAAGUCAAUGCAAACAGUGCCUCAUUGAUGCUAAUAAACUUCUGCCAGAUUGUUGUGAAACAAGGCAAGGCGGCAGAGUAAUUACCCCAAGCUGCAGUUUCAGAUACGAGAUAAACAAAUUCUACAAUUCUGCGAUUGAAGAACCUCCAGUCUCCUCUCAAACACCACCAACCAAUACCACAGCCCACCAAGGAAAGAAGAAGUAUAUUUUCGCCUCCACCUCCGGCGCCAACUAAUUCUGCAGCAUCGACAGGAAAGCAGAGCAACCUGUCUCAAACUGUCCUCCAUAUCGCAGUUCCCUUGUUGCUUUUGCAAUUUUGUAAUGUGCUUCAGGAAUUUACUUUUGGUAAAUUUCAUCUAUCUAUCUAAAUAAUGUUGAUGUGGCAAUUAAUAAGGCUUUUGGCAAAA
Molecule: messenger RNA, 1090 nt
Organism: Mangifera indica (mango)
Lineage: Eukaryota; Viridiplantae; Streptophyta; Magnoliopsida; Sapindales; Anacardiaceae
Product: cysteine-rich repeat secretory protein 38-like
Exons: 3
Coding region: 55-918 (287 amino acids)
Source: RefSeq, a predicted model, not a curated record